AUGACCAACAGUAGCAAUGAUCGUGACGGGAUCUUAAAAAUCGAUCAUCGAUUGGAAUCAUCUCCAUUUAUCGACAAAUCAAGUAUUAAUUACGCUGCCAUCUUCUCGUUCAAAAGCGAUCUGAAUCUGGUGGGUGACCAGUACAGCUUGCUUGGAUCUAUUUUCUAUCUAGGUUACCUAUUGUUUCAGCUGCCUAAUAAUUUCAUUUUGCAAAUGGUACCCAUUGGCCGGUACAUGGGUGUCAUUGUCACCUUGUGGGGUGUGGUGUUGGUGUGCACGGCCUUUGGCACCAACUUCUCGCAAAUGGCAGCUUUGAGAUUCUUGCUGGGUCUGCUGGAAGCCGGCAUUUAUCCAUCUCUGACAUUGUUGAUCAGUACCUUUUAUCGCCGCUCAGAACAGGCCGCUCGUUUGGGUAUCUUUUGGCUCUGCAAUGGCUUUUCACUUAUCUUUGGAGGCCUUGUAACGUAUGGUAUUGGUAGAAUGACCAAUACCUACGGUUUAAAAACCUGGCAAUGGAUCAUGAUCAUUCUCGGUUCCUGCACAGUGGUGGUCGGCGUUGUUACCUUUUUCUUCUUGAUCGAUAAUCCCAAAUCGAAAGUCUUGAAGCUGAACGCUGAACAAGAAAUUCUCAUCGAAGAACGUACAAGAGAUAAUGCCGUCGUUCGCACCACAUCGGCUAACCGGGCUCAGAUCAUGGAAGCUCUCAAGGAACCGCGAUUAUGGUGCCUUUGCUUUGCUUGUUUGCUGGUCAAUCUGCAAAAUGGCGCCAUGACCAUCUACAACGGCCAACUCACCCAAACAUUUGGAUUCAACCAACUGCAAUCGGUGCUGCUGAGUAUUGGCACAGGUGGAUCGGAUAUCAUCCUGAUUAUGGGAGCCGUGUGGGUGGUCCAACGAACUAAGCAGACGAUUUACACCGCUUGUGGCUUGAUGGUGAUCGAUAUUAUUGGCCUGAUCCUCCUGGUGGUGAUUCCUGUCCCCAAGGCCAAGCUCGUUGGAUUCUACCUUGCCUGGUCCUAUUGUGCCGCCUAUGUGUUGCUAGUGACCACGAUUGCCAACAACGUAUCUGGUUAUACAAAGAAGAUCUUUUACAAUGGUCUUUUGAUGGUGUUUUACACUGUCGGCAACUUUGUGGGACCGUUGAUGAUGGUUGAAAGUCAAAAACCGACGUAUAUCGGUGGCAUGAUCGGUUACAUCGUUGCCAAUACCAUCGUUAUUGUGUUAUUACUGAUUGCCCGUUGGCGCAUGGCCAUUGUCAAUAAGCAGCGCUUAUCCAAACCGAGCGAAUAUGUCACCAAUGUCGAGGACGAUUUAACUGAUGUGCAGGAUCCCAACUUUAUUUAUCGUCUUUAG
Molecule: messenger RNA, 1353 nt
Organism: Radiomyces spectabilis
Lineage: Eukaryota; Fungi; Mucoromycota; Mucoromycetes; Mucorales; Radiomycetaceae
Product: major facilitator superfamily domain-containing protein
Exons: 6
Coding region: 1-1353 (450 amino acids)
Biological process (GO): transmembrane transport
Cellular component (GO): membrane
Molecular function (GO): transmembrane transporter activity
Source: RefSeq, a predicted model, not a curated record